Messenger RNA from Colletotrichum phormii, 556 nucleotides. Its product is annotated as dolichol-phosphate mannosyltransferase subunit 3. NCBI's taxonomy places the organism in Eukaryota, Fungi, Ascomycota, Sordariomycetes, Glomerellales, Glomerellaceae. The record is from RefSeq and is a predicted model, not a curated record. Gene Ontology annotation, biological process: GPI anchor biosynthetic process. The transcript is spliced from 3 exons. Gene Ontology annotation, cellular component: endoplasmic reticulum membrane; dolichol-phosphate-mannose synthase complex. The coding region runs from base 136 to 414 and encodes 92 amino acids.
CAAGGGCACAAGAAUCGUAAUCUCUUCGCCAGCUUUCCAGUCACUCCUUUCAGCCACGAUCGCUUCUGCUUAGAGACAAUAACCUCGAAUCUUAUCUCCCACCAUUACAUCAGGCCUCCUACACCGCUCGCAAUCAUGACCCGCGCACAGCAGACCAUCUCUCUUGCGCUCCUCGUGAGCUCGCUCUACCUCGCUCUCUUCCUCCAGCUCAUUCCGAUCCCCGCCAAGAUCCAGAACGAUGUCGUCCCCGUUCUGCCCUUCUGGGCUCUCAUCUCCUUCGGCUCCUACCUACUGGCCAAACUCGGAUACAAUGUCAUGACCUUUAACGACGUGCCCGAGGCGCACAAGGAGCUCAUGGCUGAGAUUGAGGAGGCCGUCGUCGACCUGAGGAAGCUUGGUGUUGAUGUGGACUAAGGGAAUGAUGAUGUCUACGAGAGACCGACGGCUCGAUGCGAAUACCGACAUUGUAGGAUACUUGGAGGAUGUAGCCUAAGAUAUGUCGAUGAAAUAGGCUCGUCGACGUCUGCAUCAACCCGUUCACGAUUUUACUCCUGCU